GUUUUUGAUCAUGUAUGCAAAAUACCAAGAAUCGAUCCAUUCUCCCCUGAUGUCAUGGCCAUAUUUGAGCCUCCCAAGCCCAAGACGUGUACGGAUCAGCCCGACCUAUUCACUGUGCGAUUUAACAAGAUGCAAAAGCAAUAUCGAUUGCGCUUCAAUAAAUCUCUAUUCAUGGAACUAUUCCCAAGUGUGAUCAACUAUGCGUGCGUCUUUUACGAGAUAGUUAGUGGACCAAGUGAGACACCCAUUUGGAAAAAGGGAUCACCAUUUACUUGUAGUGACCGGAUCGUGCCCCGUUCCAUUCUAGGAAUUGUCGUGGAGUGCUACGAGUUAGGCAACAGCUCUCGAGUUCUACAACGCGAUGCAUUCUCUUUUAUCCAGCAUCCAGUCGGACGGAACGAGGCGAACGAUGAGAAGCGCAGUCGGGCCUACCCCAGUGUGAUAAUGUUGGGCAUUGACUCCAUGUCGCAGAUGAACUUUCAGAGGACAAUGCCAUUGACAGCAAAGUUUGUGAGACAGCUGGGGUGGUAUGAGAUGCUUGGCUAUACUAGCGCUGGAGAUAAUAUGCUCUACAAUCAAAUUAUUUUUCUCACCGGUCGGGCACUGCCCCAAUGGCAGGACUUUUGCGAUAUGGCGAAGCCUGGUUGCUUGGAUGCUAUUAUCUACCUGUGGAAUCAUUUUCACAACUUGGGAUAUCUGACUGCCUAUGCGGAAGACUCUCCGUCUUUGGCCUUUACACGCAAGCCCGUGGAUUACUAUCUGUUUCCCAUUCUGAAAGUGUUCAAGGAAAUUAUGGAGGGAGAUGGGCGCCGUCCCCCUGACGGCUCCGACUACUGCCUGGGCCGGAGAGAGAGUUUCCGCUAUGUUUUCGAGUCUUGCCUGCAGUUGGUACAGCGAUUCAUUAAUGAGACGCACAAACCGCUCUUCGGGCUCUUCUGGACGAAGAGCUUCAGCCAUGAAGACUUUAGUGCAGCAGCACGCGUGGAUAGGGAUUUCGUGAGGUAUCUUGAGCUGUACAGGGAGCACGGCUUAUUCGAUAAGGCAGUUGUCGUCUUGUUCAGCCUCCAUGGGCAACGUAAGGGACCUUUGAUGGGACUGGCCUCGGGCUUUUUGGAAGAGCGACUGCCCAUGCUGCACAUCUAUCUGCCGCCCUGGUACCGGCGACAGUACCCAGACGUCGGACAGACACUUGAGGUGAAUCGUCGUCGGCUGACCUCCACAUAUGAUUUGCAUUUGACCCUUAAGAAUCUGCUCGUGCAGGUGCAUCCCGGCAUUGUGUUCCAGAGAGAGCAAAUAAAAGCUCAAUCGUUAUUUGUCAAGUUGGCUGUGAAUCGCAGUUGCGAGGAUGCUGGGAUUUCCCUUUACUAUUGCAGCUGUGAUUUGCAUAUGACAGUGGCAAACAAUCAGCGUAUGACUGAGUUAGCGAAGACAGUUGUGUAUCGCGUCACACAAUAUCUGAGUAAGCCGGAUUUCGGAAGUAAAUGUUAUCAACUAAAAUUCGAUAGACUGUUAAGAGCCGAGCGGAAGCAAUAUUUCGACAGUAAUGGAAAUGAGGUGGGGCCAAAGGAUGGAAUAUUUUGCUACCAUUUGAAGUUUACAACGCAACCGAAAGCGGUUUUCUAUGCAACAGUUCUCAGCAGCAAGCGGGCGAGUAUUAUAAAGGUUCGUGGGGAUUUGAUACGACGUUUGGAUUUCAUUCCGAACAGAACCAAUUGUGUGGAUGAGCCCGAGGCAAAAGAAAUCUGCCUUUGUAAACCAAAAGCUUAA
This is a messenger RNA of Drosophila navojoa, 1767 nucleotides long. RefSeq lists its product as uncharacterized. NCBI's taxonomy places the organism in Eukaryota, Metazoa, Arthropoda, Insecta, Diptera, Drosophilidae. The record is from RefSeq and is a predicted model, not a curated record.